UUCAAACAUAAGUUUCGCAGUUCAGUUGUGUUUGCGUCGUUUUUUUUUUUUGCGCUUAAGAUUUUCCUUUCAUUUUCAUUUUUCUGCUUUUCCCGAGUUUUUCCAUUGAAAUUUUCUGUGUUUCACUGUUUGCAUAGUUGUGUUUUUAUCGUUCGCUGCCGUUUUCGGGAAUGUGAUGUGGUAAAUCUUCCGUGGGAAUCCAAAUCACAAUCAGAAUCAUGUCACAGUCACACCACUUGGAUCCGACGGCUUCCCAUUUGACGCUGCUCGAGGCUCGCUUCGGCCACAGUUCGUUCCGUCCGUUGCAGUGGGACAUCAUCCGGUCGUUGCUGGAGGAGAAACGAGACAAUUGUGCCGUGAUGGCCACAGGAUACGGCAAAUCACUCAUCUACCAGUUUCCGGCCGUGUUUCUGAACCGACUGACCGUGGUCAUUACGCCGUUGAUUUCGCUCAUGCAAGAUCAAGUGCUAGCCCUGAACACGGCAAACAUUCCGGCUUGCUUCCUGGGGUCGGCGCAGACUGCGGAUGUUAUCCCCGGCAUACAGGCCGGCAAGUAUCGACUGGUCUACAUGACGCCGGAGUAUCUCUUUGAGGACAUGGGAAAGGUGUUGCUGGAAUCAAUUCUUAAUCAGCUGGUACUGAUUGCAGUGGACGAGGCACACUGUGUCAGCAAGUGGAGUCACGAUUUCCGGCCGGCAUUUGGCGAACUGCACAAGAUUCGAGAUAUCUGUCCGGGCGUCCCUAUGCUGGCCCUGACGGCGACAGCCACUCCCACCGUUCGCAGAGACAUUGUACGCAAUUUGAAGCUCGCGUCACCUCAGAUGACAUGCUCCGGAUUCGACCGACCGAAUCUGAGUUUCCAUGUCAAGCCCAAGGGUUCCGUUAAUCUUGUGACUGACAUCGUGUCGCUAAUCAAGCGCAGCGCCGGUGGAAGCGUAAUCAUCUACUGUCUCACCCGGGCGCAAACGGAGAUUCUAGCAACACGGUUGAAAGUCAAGGGCAUCAACUGUGAGUCGUACCAUGCCGGAAUGGAGUGGCCGAAGCGUAAAGAAGUACACGAAAGGUUCGUUCGAGAUCGGCAGAAGGUGGUUGUGGCCACUUUUGCCUUCGGCAUGGGCAUCGAUAAGUCGAACGUCCGCGUCGUAAUUCACAAUGGGGCCCCCAGAGACCUGGAGAGCUACUAUCGGGAGGUCGGCCGGGCCGGCCGAGAUGGACUGCCGUCAUGCUGCGUGAUGUACUGGGAUGAGGAAGACUUCCGCAAACACGAAUACUUGCGUGAGAAAAACGUCCACGGAAUGGAUGAACGGGAAAAAUUGCUGGAGCUUUCCGCUAAAAUGCGCCAAUUUUUGAAGAGCAACGUCUGUCGCCGAAAGUUCCUGUUGGACUAUUUCGAAGGUAGCGUCAACACAUUGCCGGCGCGUCGGGACUGCUGUGACAUUUGUGCGGUUCGAUACAAAGGACUUUCGUUGGCACCUGUUGCAAUCACCUCACCGUCAUCACUUCCAACAUCUUACUCUAAAGCUAAGUUCACUGAAGAAAUGCUUGAAGCCAUUAGAACCAUACGCGAUCAAUUGGCCAUUUCGCACGGCUGCAAACCGCACGUGGUCACGUCCCGCAACGCUAUGCGUCAGCUGACCCAGUUGCGUCCCCUGACCAUAGACGAACUGAAAGCCGCCAAAAUCGCUGGAUUCUCGGAUGUUAAAAUCCAGAAGUUUGGGCAACCAUUCGUUGACUGCAUUCGGGCAAAAGUCGGGGAAUUGCCAACCAUUCAGCAGGUUCUGCAGCAAUACCCACUCAUGAAGGACAAGAUAACGUUCUUCCAGAUCACGACCUGGACGUUGUUCAAAGAAGGGCGUUCUGUUCAGGAGAUUGCGAAGUUCCGACGCCAAACAGAGAUGCAGAUCUAUCAGCAGCUGGGGGAUGCAAUCCGGCACGGGCUCAAUUUUGGCUGGUCGGAUUUCGAACGGGUCGGUUUGUCACGGGGACUGUACGAGGAAAUCAAGGUGAAGCUUCCUCGCGUGCCGCUGGGAACCGUAGAUCUGAACGUCGUGAAGAAGGACUGUUCGUCGAGCAUUUCGCUGGGGCAGAUUGCGUUGGUGCUGGGAUAUGUUCAGGUUCGUAGUCAUCUGGAUGGGAAUCAGCUUCUAUACCGGGAAGAGACGUCAAGCGAAGUAACUCCGCCAACGAGAGUUUCGAAACAAGAAAGCUCUAACGAGAACGAAGCGGAUGACGAUGCUAUGUCGGCUAGUCUGGACGCUGAGGGUGAUUUUUAUGGAUUCUCAAGUUCUGCGCUGUCGGAUAUAGUGAUUGCAAUCGUCUCGUCGGACGAUGAUGAGUAAGCGUGGCAUACCUAAUUGCAUAGGUAAGAUACGUUAUGUUUUUGUUCACAGUGUUAUUCUAUUAGUUUUAGCGAGUUGGUUUUCAUUUUUCUGUUGCUAAACGAAAUUUAUCUUGAUCACAUAUUGAUUUGUUAAAACGGUUAAAGUAAUAAAACAAAUACAUUAAAUUUGAA
Molecule: messenger RNA, 2512 nt
Organism: Aedes aegypti (yellow fever mosquito)
Lineage: Eukaryota; Metazoa; Arthropoda; Insecta; Diptera; Culicidae
Product: Werner syndrome ATP-dependent helicase-like
Exons: 3
Coding region: 219-2339 (706 amino acids)
Biological process (GO): double-strand break repair via homologous recombination
Cellular component (GO): chromosome; nucleus; cytoplasm
Molecular function (GO): 3'-5' DNA helicase activity; ATP binding; four-way junction helicase activity
Source: RefSeq, a predicted model, not a curated record